This is a messenger RNA of Drosophila subobscura, 429 nucleotides long. RefSeq names its product U6 snRNA-associated Sm-like protein LSm5. The transcript is spliced from 3 exons. Gene Ontology annotation, cellular component: U4/U6 x U5 tri-snRNP complex; U6 snRNP; Lsm1-7-Pat1 complex. Gene Ontology annotation, molecular function: RNA binding. The coding region runs from base 108 to 383 and encodes 91 amino acids. Lineage: Eukaryota; Metazoa; Arthropoda; Insecta; Diptera; Drosophilidae. Gene Ontology annotation, biological process: mRNA splicing, via spliceosome. The record is from RefSeq and is a predicted model, not a curated record.
UCGAUUAUUCACAGUGCAACCGCCGAUAGUAUCACAGUUAUCUGCACAGCAUUUUCUAACAAAAUAUUUUAAUAAUUUAAGUAAAUUAUUAACUUAACUAAAUCAAAAUGACUGCCGUACCGCCGCCUGCAAACAUUGCUACACUGAUGCCACUGGAGUUGGUGGACAAAUGCAUUGGCUCCCGCAUCCAUAUUAUCAUGAAGAACGACAAGGAGAUGGUUGGCACUUUAUUGGGCUUUGAUGACUUUGUGAACAUGCUGCUGGACGAUGUGACGGAGUACGAGAAUACGCCAGACGGUCGCCGCAUCACCAAAUUGGAUCAGAUUCUGUUGAAUGGCAACAACAUAACAAUGUUGGUACCCGGAGGCGAGCUGGCGGAGUAGCAAAUAUUCCAUUUAUAAGCAUAAAUUGUACUUUUGUAAAAUAACA